AUGAAGUUCAUUAACGCCAUUGUUCUCGCAACUGUCGCUUGCGCCAGUGGAGGAAGCGCUCUUGUUCCUAGCACCGGCAAAUCCAUUGACAAUUCCACCACUUUACCUGACGGGGAUUCCUCACCGAUAUUUAACGCGAUAGAGGAAAUCCUGAACUCAACAGCGCUUGCCAGCACGAAAUUGGACGCUACCACGAAUGCCACUUACGAGGUUAUUGAAGAUAUUGUCGACGAAUUCACGUACCACGUCGAUAAAAGCAGCAGCCUUAAGAUUCAGCAGUCGGCCAACCUUACCGACUCGCACAUUCCCAAGCUUCUUCAACUUUUGAAUCACGUGGAUGGAGCAUCCUAUAGCUUGCUGCUCGCUCUGUACAACAAGAGGGAUUCCAUCAAUGAAAAUGGGGAUUGCGAUUGCGUCAAUACUUGGAUCCGCUAUUUCCGCGAGUCAUAUAAAAUAAUGGACAAGUCCAUUGUUUCUAAGACGCCCGAGAAACAUCGCAACCGCGUCGGACGCCAAUUUUGGCGUAUGUAUGCCAGAAUGACAAGGUUCUCCCUUGGGUUUUCACCCAUGUGGGCGACCGGCUGCACGAACGUUGAAGCCCCACUCAUAAGCACCGACCCGUAA
Messenger RNA from Drechmeria coniospora, 624 nucleotides. RefSeq lists its product as uncharacterized. The transcript has a single exon. Bases 1 to 624 code for a protein of 207 amino acids. The record is from RefSeq and is a predicted model, not a curated record. Lineage: Eukaryota; Fungi; Ascomycota; Sordariomycetes; Hypocreales; Ophiocordycipitaceae.